CAAAAGUUAUGUGGAUGCUUCUAUGAGGAUGAAGAUAUGUUUGUGGUUUUAUCGGUGUGUAUCUUAUCUGAUUUCGGACCACUUGAAGGACUCAACAAUGGGUAGUCGAGUUAAAAACAUUUGA
This is a messenger RNA of Anisakis simplex (herring worm), 124 nucleotides long. Lineage: Eukaryota; Metazoa; Nematoda; Chromadorea; Rhabditida; Anisakidae. The record is from the annotation of a GenBank genome assembly.